AUGGCUUCCAAGCAAGAACAAGAACAAAAGCUUCAUUUGACUCUUUUAGUGGACAAAGAAAAAAAUCGUGUAGUUGUGGCUGAAGCAAACGGUGACUUCGUCGACACUUUGUUUAGUUUUCUCACACUUCCAUUAGGAACUAUCACUAGGCUUGUCUUCAAGAAUCAACAAGAGCAAGAAACAUUUGGUUGCAUACGUAAUCUUUACAAGAGUGUGGAAAAUAGCAGUGAUGAGGUUUUCUUUAACCGUAUCUGCAAAAAAAUGUUGCUUUAUCCACGCAACGAUUCUGAGUCUUAUUGCCAGAAACUGAAGGUGAAUGUGGAUGAUUCAGAACCUACAAAGUACUUCAUUUGUAGCACCUGUGUUGAAGGAAAGGGUUUGUUGAGUACUUUUGCUGGUGCUAGUUGUUCUUGUGGGAAAUUGAUGGACAAAGAAAUUAAGUUGCAUAGAGAAUUUAGUAAUAGCGAUUGUGUUUUUGUUGAGAAACAAACUUUAUAUUUAAUUUUCGAUGAUUUAAAAGUGCUCCGAAGCUUUCCUGGUAACACCCUUCACCAGCUCCAACAACUUGGUUACAAAAACAUCAACAAGCUUACACAUAUGUCCGCAAUAGUCGGUUUAAAUGAGAUUUUGGACUUAUUAAGGAAAGCACUAACCUCCAAGUCUCCUCUCAGUGAUGUAUUCUUGGCAAAUAGUAAAUUUCCAUGUAAGUGCACUUUGUCUUCAAGGACUCCACUUUCUGAUGUUCCUUCCACUACUACUGUUAUGGCUCUUAAGGUAACUAUAAGCAAAUCAAAGAAGAAAAUAGUGUAUGCUGAAGUUGAGAGAGAUUUUGUUGAUUUUCUAUUCAGUUUCCUGACAGCACCUAUAGGAACUAUUGUAGAGCAAUUGAAUGGAAAUUAUUGCAUUGGAUGUAUGAAUAACUUGAAAAAAAGUGUGAAUGAACUCUAUUUUUCAUGCUUGAUAGUGAUUAUACCUCUAGGGACUCCUAUAAGAAAUCCCAAAGUGACUCCUCAAUUUGGUUGUGUGAAACAGCCUCUGAAAAAGCUUUGUGAGCAAGAUGCUCCUACUUAUAGGUAUUGUAAUAAUGGUGUGGUAAUCGACUAUUCAUAUCAAAAAAGUAGAGCAAUGAAUCUAUUUGAUCCAAGAUCUCCAUAUGGCACAAUUGAAUCAGCUGUAGGAUUUGUGACGUGGAAAUCAAAAUUUAUUGUGUGGGAUAAUCUCCAAGUGACUCCAUUGGAGAAUAAUACUUCUAGCAUUGCAUUUUUGCAAAAACUCAACAUACCUUUAGAUGAUUUGGAGGAGCAUGAGGUGAGAAUUGGAAAGAAAGAGGCACUAUACUUGUUGGGAGCUUCUUUGACUUCUAAUGGAGCUGCAUUAACAGAAGCCUUAUUCCAUCUGAUCAAAGUGCCGAAAGAAGAAACUAACUAGAGCGUGAAUGUUAUCAUCUCUAUUGUGGCAUUUUAAUAUUUUAGUGAUUUGAGUUUUGAGGCAUAUGUGAUUCUGUUAUGAUUAUGAAACUCUUUUGUUUAAAUU
Messenger RNA from Lathyrus oleraceus (garden pea), 1533 nucleotides. RefSeq lists its product as uncharacterized. Lineage: Eukaryota; Viridiplantae; Streptophyta; Magnoliopsida; Fabales; Fabaceae. The coding region runs from base 1 to 1428 and encodes 475 amino acids. The transcript has 3 exons. The record is from RefSeq and is a predicted model, not a curated record.